Molecule: messenger RNA, 1599 nt
Organism: Sceloporus undulatus (fence lizard)
Lineage: Eukaryota; Metazoa; Chordata; Lepidosauria; Squamata; Phrynosomatidae
Product: cis-aconitate decarboxylase-like
Exons: 6
Coding region: 1-1599 (532 amino acids)
Molecular function (GO): lyase activity
Source: RefSeq, a predicted model, not a curated record
AUGGGCAUGCACCCCAUUUGCCAUAUUAAGGCUCGCCGUCUGCACGGACACACUGGAGAUAUAAACCCUGACUCCACUGAGCCCUUCAGACACAACAGGACCCAGCAUCCUUCAGCAAGUAGGAGCGACAACUCACACCACUUGGGAGACUUGCAACUACACCAGGAUGGUCUACACAACCCUGAAGACUUGGAGAAGGGCUCUUCGGAAGAGACAGUCACAGGUACCUUUGCAUCCUUCAUCCACGGCAUCCGUCCCGAUCACCUCUCCAACACAGUUCGCCAUCGAAGCAAGCGCAUGAUCCUUGACAGCAUUGGGGUGGGGCUGGUGGGCAGCACUACCCACGUGUUUGACAUUGCCCUGCGAUAUUGCCAGGAAACGUUCUCUUCCAGCCCGGUUAGCUCAGUUUAUGGAAGGAAAGACCUAAAGAUGUCUCCUCCUCUGGCUGCAUUUUCCAAUGGUGUGGCGACCCACUCAAUGGACUUUGAUGAUACCUGGCACCCGGCCACUCACCCAUCAGGCGCUGUCCUCCCAGCCCUCCUGGCAGCCUCCCAGAUGUUGCCACCAUCCAGAAGACCCAAUGGCCAAGACUUCCUGCUGGCUUUCAAUGUGGGCAUUGAGGUGCAAGGCCGGCUCCUGCGCUUCUCCCAGGAAGCUCACAAUAUCCCUAGGAGGUUCCACCCUCCCUCCGUGGUGGGCACGCUGGGCAGUGCGGCAGCCACAGCCAAGCUCCUCUCCCUCAACACCAGCCAGUGCGGCCAUGCCUUGGCCAUCGCAGCCUCACUAGCGGGGGGUCCCAUGGCCAAUGCUGCCACCUCAGCCAAACCCUUGCAUAUUGGCAAUGCCACCCGCCUGGGCCUAGAAGCAGCGCUCCUGGCCGCCCAUGGGAUCGAAGCCAACUCACUCAUCUUGGAUAACGUCCCUGGCUGUGCUGGAUUCAAUGCUUUUUAUGGUGACUACCAGCCCAAACCGCUUUCCUCGUUGCUGGACAGCCACAGGUUCCUUCUUGAGGAGCAGGACGUUGCCUUCAAGAGCUUUCCAGCCCACCUGGGCAUGCACUGGGUGGUGGAAGCCACCCUUUUGGCCAGAAACCUCUUUGUCAAUUAUUCUGGCCCUUUCUCACCCUCAGCAAUCCACACCAUCAUCCUGAGAGUUCCUGUCUCCAAGUACAUUGAUCGCCCCUUCCCCAAUUCACAACACGAGGCCAGGCACUCCUUCCAGUUCAAUGCUUGCACUGCCCUCUUGGAUGGCGAGGUGGGCAUCUCCUCUUUCAGUGAUGACAAGAUCCAGCGCCAUACGCUCACCCAGCUCCUGUCCAAGGUGGUGGUGGAACACCCAGAGAACAAUGUGGCCAAUUUCGACAAGAUGUAUGUGGAAGUGGCCCUGAUCCUGCAGAACGGAGAUGUCUUGACGGGGCGAUGUGACACUUUCUAUGGGCACUGGAGGAGACCUCUGAGCCAUGAGUCACUCCUGCAGAAAUUUUGGUCAAACGCUUCCCAGGUGCUUCCAGAAGGCAACGUGGACAGCAUUAUCCAAAUGGUGGAUGAUCUGGAAAAUCUCCCUGAUGGUUCUUUGCUGGCUUUUUGCCUGCAGUUCUGA